Callithrix jacchus (white-tufted-ear marmoset) is the source of this 2136-nucleotide messenger RNA. The record is from RefSeq and is a predicted model, not a curated record. NCBI's taxonomy places the organism in Eukaryota, Metazoa, Chordata, Mammalia, Primates, Cebidae.
GGAGGACACCCACACAGUUGGUGUGCAGGUUAUUCAGCUGGACCUUGGAAAAGCCACCACCACCUGUGGGCCAUGAUGCUACCCCAGUGGCUGCUGCUGCUCCUUCUCCCCUCCUUUCUCUUAGUCCUCACCAGGGGUUCAUUUUCUCCAACAAACAAGCUUUUGGAUCUCAAGGAGUUUUGCCAACGGAAUCAGGAUUGCAAGUCUGGGUGCUGCCGACAGGCUCCAAACACCUGCGAGGCGCACUGCACGGAGAAGGGGUCCGAGAGCAGCUUGUGUCAAGUGCAGGUGGGUAUCGGCUGCUCCCAGGGAGAGCCAGAGGGGAUCCAGGGGAAGGAGGAGCCAGAGCGGGUGCAGAUUCCUGGAGAAGGAAGAAGCGUAGGUAGGCGGAAAUGCCCUGGAGCCUGGAAUUCUCCUGUGGGACUGCACCUCCAAGCCUUCUGGGGGAGCCUGUUGACGGAACCAAUAUGGGAGCCCACCCUAGGGACUUGGAAUCUUGGACGUGGGUGGGAAGGCGAUGCUUCACUCUCUAAUGUGGGUUCUCAUUCUCCAGGGGUCCUCUCAGCAAACCCCAAAAGUAGUAUAGUAAAUGAGCACAUCUAGGUCCGGCCUCUGCCCCAGACCCCGUCUACAUCCAGCCCAGGAGUUCUGCUGUGGCCUGGGUGUUCCUGGUGGAGGAUGGGCAGAGGCAGCCUCUGAACUGGGUGUGUGGGGGAGGGAGUUGAUUUGGCCAUAGAAGGAUUUAAAGACAAGACUCAGAGGCCCCACCAUGGUGUGUUCAUGGACUUAGGACAGCCAUAUGGGUCAGUGGCAGGCAGGGUGACAAAGACUGGAGCUGGGAGGGCAGUGAGCAAUCCAGGUGCCAGCCUAGAGAAGGCAGCCAGAGGCACCACUCUGAGCAGCUGGCAAGCUAUCCUUUAUCCCCGGCUCCUGGCUGUGGGCAAGCACGUGGUCCCUGGAGUUGGGCUGGGCUGGGCUUAGGGGCUAAGGGAAGAGCUGCCUCCAAGGUCAAGGUCAAAGUCCUAUCUUUCCCAGGCAUUCUUUGGCCAAUAUAGAGAGUGUCCCUGCCAGCGGAACCUGACUUGCGCAUAUCCUAAGAAUGCGAAAUGGCUUAGCAUCACCUAUGGCUUUUGUCAGAAAGUUGAAAAGAAGACGUUGGCCCGCAGAAUGUUCUUCUAGUGCUCCCUCUUUCUUACUGCCUCCUCCUCUUCCGCCUGCCCUCCUCCCUACCCAGAGCUCUGGGUUCCACCUUGUUCCCCAGAGCCUCCGCCAUUAGUGGAGGGAAGGAGGAAGUAGUGAUGGACCAUCAUUGAAAUAAAGAGCUUUCAAUGUUUGCAGCCCACAGAGUUGGGGCCUGAGUGGGCUGGGCUGGGGUGGGCAUGGUACAGGUUUCUGGCAGGUGGGAGGUGAAAUGAGGGAGGAAGCAGGAAGGGACACUGUUGGGCUUGGGGGUCUUUCCCCAGUGGGGGCAUGAAUGAAAGUCCCCCAAAGGAGACCAAAGCUCCCUUCCCACCCCAACCCCUUUCUGCCUUCAGCCCAGUCUAUAAGCUACCCCCUGAAAGCCUUGUUUAUACCUGAUAUUCCAUGACCUUAAAUUUCAGAAAUGUGAAAGAAGGAACACAAAACCUCCAUGUGUAUAAAGAAUUGAUGGUGUUUAUUGAGCACUUCCUAGAUGCCAGGGGCCUUACACACAUGAUCUCAUUUAAUCUUACAACAAACCCGUGCAGUCAGUCCUGUUAUCCUCUCUGUUUUACAGGUAGGGAAAGAGGGCUGAGCAACCUGUUCAAGGUCAGACAGCUGGAAAGUGCUGAAUCUGAAUCUUUUGAGAGGCAAGAGAAGAGGGGAAAGAGAAGGGAAGAAAGAAAGGAAGGAGAGCCUAGGAAAGUGAGAAAGAAAGACUGGAGCAGCGACUGCGAUGUGGGGUUGGGGAGAUAAUGGGUCAAGUGGAGUUUUAGGAAGUCUCACUGUGUGUGUGAGGCUUUUCCAGUUAGAUGCUAGCUUGUUUGUUUGUGUGUAGUGCCCAUUAUAUUCAGGUUACAUUUUGGAGUUAAUUCAGAUUUUGGACCUAAGGUUCCAUAUUCAGCCACCAGAACUGAGCCAAACGUGCCCUUCAGGAUGUUGGGCUUAGGAUGCAAG